Molecule: messenger RNA, 1753 nt
Organism: Prunus avium (sweet cherry)
Lineage: Eukaryota; Viridiplantae; Streptophyta; Magnoliopsida; Rosales; Rosaceae
Product: peptidase, S9A/B/C family, catalytic domain protein (Protein of unknown function DUF829, transmembrane 53)
Source: RefSeq, a predicted model, not a curated record
UGGCCGAGUGUCGAGACAAAUCAGAUGAAGCUUUGUCUCUCUCUAUAAUUGCAGAAGAAAGUCCAAAAGGGUCCAAGCUGGCCUCUCCCAUUCCCCUGUAUAAAAAAGCUGUAAACUUUUACUUGGUGUGAAAACCAGAGAAGCAGACCCCGCUUCUCAUCCAUUUGAUUGAAUUGAACCCAAUUAGUUCUCUGCAAAUUCCAAAGAAACCCAGAUAAGAAAGUAAGCUUCUUGAAGCUCAAUCUCAAGCAAUUGUGCAAAAAGUUUGGUUCUUGGGUGCAGGAGGAGGAGAUGUGGGGAUUUGGGGGUAGGUAUUAUUGGGGAAGAAAGGAGAGGAGUGAUGAAAUUGAAGGGAUAGUGGUGGUGUUUGCAUGGAUGUCGAGCCAAGAGCGGCACUUGAAGAGCUAUGUGGAGCUUUACUCGUCUAUGGGUUGGAACACACUCGUCUGCCACUCCCAAUUUCUCAAUAUGUUCUUUCCUGAGAAGGCUACAACUAUAGCGACUGAUAUUCUGAAUGAACUUCUUGAGGAGUUGAAGAUUAAGCCUUGCCCUGUGGUCUUUGCCUCUUUUUCUGGUGGUCCAAAAGCCUGUAUGUACAAAGUUAUUCAGAUAAUUGAGGGAACUUGUGAAGCAAAACUGAAUCUGGAUGAUUGUCGACUGGUUAGGGACUGUAUUUCUGGCCACAUCUAUGAUUCCAGUCCAGUGGACUUUACUAGUGAUCUGGGUACUAAAUUUGUUCUUCACCCAACUGUCCUGAAAGUAUCCCAUCCACCGAGAUUUGCAUCCUGGAUGGCGAAUGGCAUUGCUUCUGGCCUUGAUGCCCUCUUCCUCAACAGGUUUGAGUCACACCGUGCCGAGUAUUGGCAGACUCUCUACUCCACUGUUGGCAUGCAGGCCCCAUAUCUAAUCUUAUGCUCAGAGAACGACGAUCUCGCUCCAUUUCAAGUUAUAUAUAAUUUUUCUCAAUGCUUACGAGAACUUGGGGCUGAUGUUAAACUAGUAAAAUGGAAUGGCUCUCCUCACGUAGGCCAUUACAGGCAUUAUCCAAUUGAUUACAAGGCUGCUGUAACUGAGCUCCUUGGUAAAGCAGCUGGAGUUUAUUCUCAAAGAAUUCGACGACUGGAAGGAGAAACAUUGGGUAUGCCGGCAGCACAAGAAGAGAUCGUUGACAAUGAACCGAUGAGUAGUCUCAGAAAAGCUGCUGGUGGCUCAAAUGGGUUUCGAGGAGUCACUUUGGCAUCCAGUGAUCAUUUCUUCACGCCCGGCUCAAUGGAGUAUGACGGAGGCAGAGAUGUUGGGUCUAUGCAAGACGAGCGCAAGGAAGGUUUGAUUCACCUGCGUAACCCACCAACGCCAACCAUGAAUGUCCACGGUGUCCUUGGUCAGAUCCUUUUCGACGUCUGUGUUCCAAAAACCGUUGAGGAUUGGGAUAUAAAAUCAUCCUCGGGCUCUUUGAAUGGGAACCGCAGUUCAUUGGCUUCAAGAAGAAGGCAUGCCCCUUUUAAUCCAAUCAAGUGCAUACGUCGGUCAAGAUUAUAGAAUGGUAUAAUUGGGAAAAUUUUCUUAUUUCUUUUUGUAAUAAGGAGUAUGAUGAUCUCUUUCUCCUACGUAAAAAUGUACAGUGGCUUCACUGAAGAACCUUAGGUGGGUGAUGAGAAUCAUUGUAAUGAAAAUUAGAGGAACUUGUAAAUGUACAAAAAGAAAAAAUAGAUAAAUUAAUAUUAUUAAUAAUAAUCUUCUGGCUUUUGUUGAA